Myotis daubentonii (Daubenton's bat) is the source of this 1930-nucleotide messenger RNA. RefSeq names its product RALY RNA binding protein like (gene RALYL). The record is from RefSeq and is a predicted model, not a curated record. NCBI's taxonomy places the organism in Eukaryota, Metazoa, Chordata, Mammalia, Chiroptera, Vespertilionidae. Bases 223 to 975 code for a protein of 250 amino acids. Gene Ontology annotation, cellular component: nucleus. The transcript has 8 exons. Gene Ontology annotation, molecular function: RNA binding.
UGCGCGCAGCGCCCAGCCCGCCUCCGGCCCCGCGCGGCUCCGUGGCGCCCGGCAGCCCGGCCCUCCCGCCUGCGAGGCAGCCCGUCACGUGUCAGUAUCCGAGGUCGAGAUCCAGAGAAAAACGCGCUUCAUUCCUCCCACCGCCAUACUGUAUUUUAUACCAAAUCUCAUUUUUAUUCCAACAUUUUACUCCCGCUCGGAUUAAAACACGGUGACCCAACCAUGACUGGCAAAACACAGACCAGCAACGUCACCAAUAAGAAUGACCCCAAGUCCAUCAACUCCCGGGUUUUCAUCGGCAAUCUGAACACAGCCAUUGUCAAGAAAGUUGACAUUGAAGCCAUUUUUUCCAAGUAUGGGAAGAUCGUUGGAUGCUCAGUUCACAAAGGUUACGCAUUCGUGCAGUACAUGAGUGAGCGGCACGCGAGAGCGGCGGUGGCCGGAGAAAACGCCAGGAUCAUCGCAGGCCAGCCCCUCGAUAUCAACAUGGCCGGGGAACCCAAACCCUACAGACCAAAACCCGGGAACAAGAGGCCCCUCUCUGCUCUGUACAGGCUUGAGUCAAAGGAGCCUUUCCUAUCUGUUGGUGGUUACGUCUUCGACUAUGAUUACUACAGAGAUGAUUUCUAUAAUCGACUUCCUGUCCUUCCUGUCCCUUUUCCCCUUCCAGUGAAAUCGGAUGAGUUACAGACAAUCAAGAAAGAAUUAACGCAGAUCAAAACUAAAAUCGACUCCUUGCUGGGGCGCCUGGAGAAGAUUGAGAAGCAGCAGAAGGCAGAGGCGGAAGCUCAGAAAAAGCAAUUGGAAGAGAGUAUAGAGCUGAUCCAAGAGGAAUGUGUGUCGGAGAACGCAGACCACUCUCCUGAGGAGCCUGCAGAAGGAGGGCCCGACGCAGAUGGCGAGGAGAUGACCGACGGUGUAGAGGAGGACUUCGAGGAAGAUGGGGGCCACGCGCUGUUUCUACAGAUAAAGUGAUCUGAAUGAAUGAAUGAAGCCACGAAGCAGAAAGAGGCGUUCUGACAACCCCAGAGAUGUCAGAGGAGAUUCCUUACUGGAGAGCAACAUCUUUGGUUCAAUUUACAUAAAAACCCAAAUAAAUAAAAUGGACAGUAUUGUUCAGUCUUAGAAAUUCCAUUUCUUCUAUGUUCUGAGCUGUAUAAUUGUCAGAUUUUUAUGGUUUAGAUUGUAAAUGUGUGUUUCCCUUUGCUAAUUAUGUUUGGGUUGUUGUUGUUGUUUGUCUUAAAAAUCUUAAAAUGUGAAGGAUAUUAUGAAUGGGGAGGGAGACACUAUAUACAAAUGUAUAUUUGUAAAAGCUAUUUUUAUGAUUAGCAUGUUUCACCAUUGAUCAUAUAUAAAGUCGGGUGAUAUUGCAAUUCUAUGUUUAAAGCUUAUUCCCAACAAUGUUAUGUAAGAAAAGAUACAUCAUAUGCUAGUUUUUGUAAUUUAUUUUUAAUUUAUAGUUUAAAGUACUUCAGAUCAUAAGGAUAAAAUACUUGAAAAGGUUAUAUUUCUGCCCUAUAUGCGCACCAUUUUUACUCAUAAGGAAUGCAACUAUUUCAGAUGUGAGGCAAGAGCUAAAGGUGUCGGCGUGACCUGUGGUUGAGUUCAGCGUCCCUCUCCUCUCCUGGAUGGGAUGACCCUGCUCUCACCCAACCCACAGUCAGGGGCGGGAGAGCCCGGGGCAGGUGUCAGUGUGAGUGCAGGUGAGAAUGCGGAGGGAUGGUCUCGUCUUGGACCCACGCGUGUACCUGAGUGCCAGCAUCGUCCAUCUCCUGCAACCAGGAGCCCCCCCCCCCCCCACCCGAGCAUCGCCAGUGUUCUCCGAAGCGAGCUGCCACCUUGUGCUGUGGAAAUGGAAGAGCCCAACCUCACAGCCUGGGAGAGUUCAGCACAUAAUUUCUUAAUAAAUUCUGUUUCUUUUCAAACAAAA